Messenger RNA from Castor canadensis (American beaver), 5358 nucleotides. NCBI's taxonomy places the organism in Eukaryota, Metazoa, Chordata, Mammalia, Rodentia, Castoridae. The record is from RefSeq and is a predicted model, not a curated record.
GUGGAUAUUCAGAGUGUAAGAAGGAUGAUGCUCGAGCACAGCUUAUGAAAGAGGAUCCAGAACUGGCUAAGUCUUUCAUUAAGACGUUAUUUGGUGUUCUUUAUGAAGUGUAUAGUUCCUCAGCAGGACCUGCGGUCAGACAUAAGUGCCUUAGAGCAAUUCUUAGGAUAAUUUAUUUUGCGGAUGCCGAACUUCUGAAGGAUGUUCUGAAAAAUCAUGCUGUUUCAAGUCACAUUGCAUCCAUGCUAUCUAGUCAAGACCUGAAGAUAGUAGUCGGAGCACUUCAGAUGGCAGAAAUCUUAAUGCAGAAGCUACCUGGUAUUUUUAGUGUUUACUUCAGAAGAGAAGGUGUAAUGCAUCAAGUAAAGCAUUUAGCAGAGUCAGAAUCUUUGUUGACGAGUCCACCAAAGGCUUGUACAAAUGGGUCAGGAUCCUUGGGCUCCACAACGUCAGUUAGCAGUGGAACAGCUACAGCCGCCACCAAUGCUACAGCUGAUCUGGGAUCACCCAGCUUGCAGCAUAGCAGAGAUGAUUCUCUGGAUCUGAGCCCUCAAGGUCGAUUAAGUGAUGUUCUAAAGAGAAAACGACUGCCCAAACGAGGGCCAAGAAGGCCAAAGUACUCACCUCCAAGAGACGAUGACAAAGUAGACAAUCAAGCUAAAAGCCCCACUACCACUCAGUCACCUAAAUCUUCCUUCCUGGCAAGCUUGAAUCCAAAAACGUGGGGAAGGUUAAGUGCACAGUCCAACAGCAACAACAUUGAGCCAGCACGAACUGCAGGAGUUAGUGGUCUUGCCAGGGCUGCCUCAAAGGACACUCUAUCCAAUAAUAGAGAAAAAAUUAAAGGUUGGAUUAAGGAGCAGGCUCAUAAAUUCGUGGAGCGUUAUUUCAGUUCUGAGAAUAUGGAUGGAAGCAACCCUGCACUGAAUGUCCUUCAGAGACUUUGUGCUGCAACUGAACAACUCAACCUCCAGGUGGAUGGUGGAGCUGAGUGCCUUGUAGAAAUCCGUAGCAUAGUCUCGGAAUCAGAUGUUUCAUCAUUUGAAAUCCAGCAUAGUGGAUUUGUGAAGCAGCUGUUGCUGUAUUUGACAUCUAAAAGUGAAAAGGAUGCCGUGAGCAGAGAGAUCAGAUUAAAGCGAUUCCUUCAUGUAUUUUUUUCUUCUCCACUUCCUGGAGAAGAGCCCAUUGGAAGAGUAGAACCAAUGGGUAAUGCACCUUUGUUGGCAUUAGUUCACAAGAUGAACAACUGCCUCAGCCAGAUGGAGCAAUUUCCAGUCAAAGUGCAUGAUUUCCCUAGUGGAAAUGGCACUGGAGGAAGAGGAUCACAGGCUUUAAAAUUUUUCAAUACUCAUCAGUUAAAAUGCCAGUUACAAAGACAUCCAGAUUGUGCAAAUGUGAAGCAGUGGAAGGGUGGACCUGUGAAGAUCGAUCCCUUGGCAUUGGUACAAGCUAUCGAGAGAUACCUUGUAGUUAGAGGUUAUGGAAGAGUAAGAGAAGAUGAUGAAGACAGUGAUGAUGAUGGAUCAGAUGAGGAAAUAGAUGAGUCUCUGGCUGCUCAGUUCUUAAAUUCAGGAAAUGUAAGACACAGGCUACAAUUUUACAUUGGAGAACAUUUGCUGCCCUAUAACAUGACUGUGUAUCAGGCAGUGCGGCAGUUCAGUAUACAGGCUGAAGACGAAAGAGAAUCCACGGAUGAUGAGAGCAAUCCUUUAGGGAGAGCUGGUAUUUGGACAAAGACUCAUACAAUAUGGUACAAACCUGUGAGAGAGGAUGAAGAAAGUAAUAAAGAUUGUGUUGGUGGAAAAAGAGGAAGAGCCCAAACGGCUCCAACAAAAACUUCCCCCAGAAAUGCAAAAAAGCAUGAUGAGUUAUGGCACGGUAAGAUAAUGUAUCAGUUAUCCUAAAUUUCAGUGGUUUGAUUUUACUCUUCUCUGACCAUUUUAUUAUUAACUGUUGUUUCUGAUACAGGGGAGAGGUGCAAAUUGUGAUUUAUAAUCCUAAUGUUUUCCUACAUGCAUUUUUUUUAUGUUUUACAGAAUGCAAUGUGCAAGGAGAUUAUUCCAACUAGUGAAUUUAUUAACAGUAAGUUGACAGCAAAAGCAAAUAGGCAACUUCAAGAUCCUUUAGUAAUCAUGACAGGAAACAUCCCAACAUGGCUUACUGAGUUAGGAAAAACCUGCCCAUUUUUCUUUCCUUUUGAUACCCGGCAAAUGCUUUUUUAUGUAACUGCAUUUGAUCGGGACCGGGCAAUGCAAAGAUUACUUGAUACCAACCCAGAAAUCAACCAGUCUGAUUCUCAAGAUAGCAGAGUUGCACCUAGAUUGGAUAGAAAAAAACGCACCGUGAACAGAGAGGAGCUGCUGAAACAAGCUGAGUCUGUGAUGCAGGACCUGGGCAGCUCCCGGGCCAUGUUAGAAAUCCAAUAUGAAAAUGAGGUCGGUACAGGUCUUGGGCCUACACUGGAGUUUUAUGCACUUGUAUCUCAGGAACUGCAGAGAGCUGACUUGGGUCUCUGGAGAGGUGAAGAAGUAACUCUUAGCAAUCCCAAAGGAAGCCAAGAAGGGACCAAGUAUAUUCAAAACCUCCAGGGCCUGUUUGCGCUUCCCUUUGGUAGGACAGCUAAGCCAGCUCAUAUCGCAAAGGUUAAGAUGAAGUUUCGCUUCUUAGGAAAAUUAAUGGCUAAGGCUAUCAUGGAUUUCAGAUUGGUGGACCUUCCCCUUGGCUUACCCUUUUAUAAGUGGAUGCUGCGGCAAGAAACUUCACUGACAUCACACGAUUUAUUUGAUAUCGACCCUGUUGUAGCCAGAUCAGUGUAUCACCUAGAAGACAUUGUCAGGCAGAAAAAAAGACUGGAACAGGAUAAAUCCCAGACCAAAGAGAGUCUACAAUAUGCAUUAGAAGCCCUUACUAUGAAUGGCUGCUCAGUUGAAGAUCUAGGAUUGGAUUUCACGCUGCCAGGGUUUCCCAACAUCGAACUGAAGAAAGGAGGGAAAGACAUACCAGUCACGAUCCACAAUUUAGAGGAGUACUUAAGAUUGGUUAUAUUCUGGGCACUAAAUGAAGGUGUUUCUAGGCAAUUUGAUUCCUUUCGAGAUGGAUUUGAAUCAGUUUUCCCACUCAGUCAUCUUCAGUACUUCUACCCAGAGGAACUGGAUCAGCUCCUGUGUGGCAGUAAAGCAGACACUUGGGAUGCUAAGACGUUGAUGGAGUGCUGUAGACCUGACCAUGGCUACACUCAUGACAGCCGGGCAGUGAAGUUCUUGUUUGAGAUUCUCAGUGGUUUUGAUAAUGAGCAGCAGAGGUUAUUUCUCCAGUUCGUGACUGGUAGCCCACGGUUGCCUGUUGGAGGAUUCCGGAGUCUGAAUCCACCAUUAACAAUUGUCCGGAAGACGUUUGAAUCAACAGAAAACCCAGAUGACUUCUUACCCUCUGUAAUGACGUGUGUGAACUAUCUUAAGUUGCCGGACUACUCAAGCAUUGAAAUAAUGCGUGACAAACUGUUGAUAGCAGCAAGAGAAGGGCAGCAGUCGUUCCAUCUUUCCUGAUCACAGCAAGAAAUCAGUGUCUGCCUGUUACAACAAAAGAAAAAAAAAAUCAUGAUUUCUUUUCUAAAUGUAUCACCUGAGUCAAGGAAACAUGUUACGCCUUCUUGUUGUAGGAAAAACGACUUGCAGAUUAUAAAAGAGACACUUGGUUGAUAUUCAUUAAUGGCCCCAUGGACUUAAAGUGAUCAGGCCCUAAAAUGUUGUUGUGAUGAGGUUUCUUUAGCAAGUUCUUGUUUAAAUUAUCAUUUAUUUGAUGAGUGAAGUUUUUAACUUGCUUUGCUGUGUGAAAUUUAAAAAGGGAUGUUUUUCCAGGCUGAACAAUAAAUGUCGCUGUGCAGUUUAAUUCUGGGCUGUGUGUAUCCAUCUAGCUAAGUCUGCAGUUUUGUUUCCUCCAAAGACAACUCUUGUACAUAAGUACAGAAAUGAAAGCUCACAUGUAUUUGACAACUAUAGUUUAUUAGCUGGGCUCUGUGCUUUUCACUUCCCUCUCAUUUUCUCUCCCAGACUCAUUAAUUGUGCAGGUUUUUUGUAUACAACACCCACAGUUGUGACGUUUUCAUUAGCCAUGGGCUUUUUUUGUUGUUGUUGUUGUCCUAUGUUUUCUCAAAUUAAGAUAUAAUUUAAAAUUCAUUGAAUUGAAAUAUAGUGUCAAUAUAAGUCAGCCUUUGUAACUAGGUAGACUUUUCUUAUAGGUUAGUUUUAAUAUAGGGUAUUACUGGCUUUUUGCCAGGUCACACACUAGGACUGUUUACAUGGUGGUUCUGGCAGCAACAGCCUCUGGAAUGAGGCAGGAAAGUUAAUUUCUUUUGUGUAGGUUUAAAAAGUCUGUGGCUUGGGCUGGCCAGUAUUUAUUCUAUGGCCAGAGCAUUUUAAAUUGAUGUAAAGUUUUAAACAAAUUAGUAAUUUUCAUUCCCUGUUGGAGUAAAAUUUUUUCUUUUUGUUUUAAGUUGUUUUCAGUUUUCUUUUAUUUCACUCUUGUCUUGCCCUUCUCCCAGUGCUGAUUUGGGACAGUUAAACCUGUGUCUCCACACAGAUAAAAGCACCUGUAAGCAAUGCUGUCCAUUUGUUUUGUGUGCUGAUUUCUCAAAUCUGCAAUAAUCCAUCAGGUCAAUGUUUUUACCUGAAAAUAAAGAAAGUUUGCUUCACCUUUUUGUUUAUAGUUCUGUGCUGUACUCAUAACAUUCAACUGUACAGAUGAAUAGCUAUACUGCAGUAGAAAUCAGUCAUCACAUCUCCGUGAUUUGGGUCAUGGUUGAUUUUGGUAUUUAAACAAUUUGUCAGAACAACUUGAAGAACAUAAAAUGUGGAAAGAAAAUGGGGGGAGAUUCCUUACUUCCUCCCUCCCUUCCCUCUCCCCUUCCUUCUUCCCCUUAUUCCUUCCCCUUCCUCCUUCCCUCCGUUUCUUCUUCCUUCCCACCCUUUGAAAAUGAGAGGUGAGUCAAUUUUUUUAACUGAAUUUUGAGAAAUCAAUUUUACUGACUCUUCCAAAGUCUACUUAAAUGGCAUAGAAGCCCUUCACUGCAUACCAUCAUUCAUAAGAAGUUGUAGUGGCUUGUUUUGUUUAGGUUGCAUUGUCAUUUUACACCUCAAGGGCCUUACAUGGAAACAUUCCCUGCUGACAGCUAACUUGGACAGUUAUCCCAGUAAGUGGGAAGGAGCUAUUGGAGGAACUGGGGACAUGAGAUUCUCUCUGUCCUUGCAGAGGCCGAUGAAUGAGCAGCUUCACUGUUGAAAUCCAGCAAGGGAGCUGGGUUUCUGCUGUUCCGCCACUGACAGGCAGAGGAGCUCAACAGCUCCCUCAAGUAAACUAAUA